UUCACUUGAGUUCAGAAACAGCAAGUCGUUGUAAAAUAACUGUUAAACUUAUCGGGCAUUGAACGAGUUCCUGCACUAACUGGUUUCAAAUAGGUUGGGUGACAUCGAAAUAGUGAUGCAUGUGAUUCUGUUAAGGAACUUGUGUAUUAUGCAAAGCUAUAACUGAGUUAACUGCAACUUGUUUUCAAACUGGUUCACAAGACAGGCACUUUGUUUCAAAAGAAACUCACAGCCCCUCAGAAGAACACACGCACUAGUCUUUUUCUGGUAUAGAAUGACUGUGUCCAGUCUGAUGGCUCUUGCUGCUCUGUUCCUUGUGCUGCUGUGGACGCAAACCAGUUCUGGACAGCCAUCAAACCCUUGUUGUUCUUAUCCAUGCCAAAACCGUGGUGUGUGUGUCCGAUUUGGACUGGACCAAUAUGAAUGUGAUUGCACUCGAACUGGCUAUUAUGGAGUUAAUUGCACUAAUGCUGAAUUUUGGACAAGGAUACACGAAUUACUGAAACCAAGUCCUGAUACUUUGCACUAUAUUUUAACUAACUUUAAGUGGCUCUGGAACAUCAUUAACCAAACCUUUAUCAGGGACAGACUCAUGCGUCUUGUAUUAACAGCAAGAGCGAAUCUGAUUCCUAGCCCCCCAACAUACAACUCGGCUUAUGGAUACAUCAAUUGGGAAUCCUAUUCCAAUGUGACCUACUACACCCGGCUCCUGCCACCCGUGCCAGAGGACUGCCCCACACCUUUGGGAACUAAAGGGAAAGUGAAACUUCCAGAUUCAAAGUAUAUUGUGGAGAAGUUUCUGCUGAGGAAGAAGUUCAUUCCAGACCCACAAGGAACCAACUUAAUGUUUGCUUUCUUCGCCCAACACUUCACCCAUCAGUUCUUCAAGACUCACAACCGCAUGGGGCUCGGCUUCACAAAAGCUCUGGGCCACGGGGUGGAUGCAGGACAUAUAUAUGGAGACAACUUGGAUCGUCAGCUCAAUCUUAGACUCCUUAAAGAUGGAAAGAUGAAAUAUCAGCUUGUGAACGGGGAUAUGUAUCCACCCACAAUGGCGGAAGCACUGGUCAACAUGAGUUACCCCCCCCACGUUCCCUUGAAGAACCAGUUAGCCAUCGGUCAGGAGGUUUAUGGGCUGCUUCCAGGGCUUGUCAUGUACGCCACUAUCUGGCUUCGAGAGCACAACAGGUUGUGUGACAUACUGAAAGCAGAGCACCCCACCUGGAGUGAUGAGCAGCUCUUCCAGACCACACGCCUUAUCAUCAUAGGACAGACCAUCAAGAUAGUGAUUGAGGAUUAUGUGCAGCACUUGAGUGGGUACUACUUGAAGCUGAAGUUUGCCCCCGAGCUCUUGUUCGAUGUGCAGUUUCAGUACAGGAACCGCAUUGCUGUGGAAUUCAACCAGCUUUACCACUGGCAUCCUCUAAUGCCUGACUCGUUCAUCAUUGACAAGGACGAGUACAGUUACAAAGACUUCCUCUUCAACACCUCCAUGAUCAUCAAUUACGGAGUGGAAACUCUCGUCGAGGCCUUUUCUAAGCAGAUUGCUGGGAGGAUUGGCGGCGGACACAAUAUCAACCCACAUAUGCUGAAAGUUGCUGCAGGGGUCAUCGAGGAGUCACGCAAACUGAGACUGCAGCCCUUCAAUGAGUACCGGAAGAGAUUCCAUCUGAAGCCUUACAAAACAUUCCUGGAAUUAGUGGGAGGUGAUGAGGAGUUUGCAAAAGAAUUGGAGGAGCUUUAUGGAGAUAUUGAUGCCCUUGAAUUCUAUCCUGGUUUGAUGCUGGAGGCUCCCCGCCCUGGAGCUAUCUUUGGAGAAAGCAUGGUUGAGAUGGGAGCUCCCUUUUCUCUGAAAGGUCUGCUGGGAAACCCCAUUUGCUCUCCAGAGUACUGGAAGCCGAGCACAUUUGGUGGAAAAACGGGAUUUGAUAUUGUCAAUACAGCUUCUCUUAAGAACCUAGUGUGCCUGAACACAAAGAGGUGUCCAUAUGUGAACUUCCAUGUCCCUGUUGUGAGUUCAGAAGAUGACAGAAGUAUAAAAAAACCAUCCGCAGAACUCUAAUAUUGAAAAUUAGGAGGUUUAAUAUUUAAGUCAUGGUUUACAGUAAAGAAAAAAAUGAUUUUACAUUCCAACAAUUUAAAUUACAAAAGGAGGUCAAUUUAUUGUCCAAUUCUCCAAUGCUGUAACUGUACAGUACAAGAAGCUGGACAUUUCUCUUUUUGACUGUUCAAAGAUGACACCAUUGUGUAUUCCAGUGCCCUGUUAGCCCUGACUGUUUCCAAAUUCGAAAUGGCCAAUUUGAACGCCACGUCAUUGCUGUAAUCCCCAAUCGCCUCUCUUCACCCAGUAAGUCUGGUAGUGGAUUUUGCUAGCUACCCAGAGUUCAGCCUGUUUGGUCUUUAUCUGAGGCUUGAUCAAUUAAGGUGGCUGUGAAACAGUGAUGCAAACAGCUUUUCAGCCUCUUUGCAAAGGUAAACCAGCUAAUGCCUUGCUGGUAGCUAGGUGAGCCAUGUGGCUUCCAUUGUGUAUGGAAGGUGGUCUUAUUCAUGAGCUAAACACAUGUGCUUGUAUACUGGACUAUUUUAGAAAAAAUGAUAACACUAUGUAACACAAUUUUUGUUCCUGGGUAGUAAGUGUUAUUUUUUAAUUGCUUAUG
Polyodon spathula (Mississippi paddlefish) is the source of this 2657-nucleotide messenger RNA. Its product is annotated as prostaglandin G/H synthase 1-like. NCBI's taxonomy places the organism in Eukaryota, Metazoa, Chordata, Actinopteri, Acipenseriformes, Polyodontidae. The record is from RefSeq and is a predicted model, not a curated record. Gene Ontology annotation, cellular component: neuron projection; cytoplasm. Gene Ontology annotation, molecular function: prostaglandin-endoperoxide synthase activity; oxidoreductase activity, acting on single donors with incorporation of molecular oxygen, incorporation of two atoms of oxygen; heme binding. The transcript has 11 exons. Gene Ontology annotation, biological process: response to oxidative stress; cyclooxygenase pathway. The coding region runs from base 275 to 2062 and encodes 595 amino acids.